This is a messenger RNA of Phytophthora nicotianae INRA-310, 576 nucleotides long. RefSeq lists its product as hypothetical. The record is from RefSeq and is a predicted model, not a curated record. NCBI's taxonomy places the organism in Eukaryota, Oomycota, Peronosporomycetes, Peronosporales, Peronosporaceae. Gene Ontology annotation, molecular function: nucleic acid binding. The transcript has 3 exons. Bases 1 to 576 code for a protein of 191 amino acids.
AUGGCUUUGCCGUGGCGAAAGCGACAGGCUAUGCGCUCUAUCGCCAAGGCCAUACAAGUUUUCCCUGCUUCUGUGCACCGCUCAAUUGUUACGGGGGAAAUUGUACGCCGCAGAAACUCAAUCAAGCCGCGCCUAACCGAAGCAAAUAAGGCUUAUCGAGUUUUGCUUAUGAAAUGGUUCUACAUGACUGAGGCGGACAGGACGGUGUACAUGGCACCGAGAGAGACGCCUUCUCAUAGCACAGACCAGUCCAAGCGCUUCAUCACAAAAGUGGUGUUCAUGGCUGCGAUUAUGCGUCCGAUUUACGCUAGAGAUGGAUCUCUAGUAUUUGGUGGCAAGCUGGGCAUGUGGCCCUUCAUUGAACGCGUUCCGGCUCAAAAGACUCAAAACAGACCGGCCGACACGAUUGUGACCAACCCCUUUAAUGUUGGUCUCAAGAAGCAGCGCGAUAUGUUAAUCGACAAUGUCAUUCCAGCUGUCAGAGCAAAGUGUUCAUCCAUGCUACAAGGGACCGAGCUGAUCAUCCAGCAAGAUAGAGCUCGCUGUUAUGUCAAUCCCAAUGCUCCAGCCAUGUAG